This is a messenger RNA of Oryzias melastigma (Indian medaka), 2729 nucleotides long. It is a transcript of the gene pi4k2b, whose product is annotated as phosphatidylinositol 4-kinase type 2 beta. The coding region runs from base 240 to 1766 and encodes 508 amino acids. Gene Ontology annotation, biological process: Golgi organization; endosome organization; phosphatidylinositol phosphate biosynthetic process. Lineage: Eukaryota; Metazoa; Chordata; Actinopteri; Beloniformes; Adrianichthyidae. Gene Ontology annotation, molecular function: 1-phosphatidylinositol 4-kinase activity. Gene Ontology annotation, cellular component: endosome; lysosomal membrane; trans-Golgi network. The record is from RefSeq and is a predicted model, not a curated record. The transcript is spliced from 11 exons.
ACUGGCUCUUUCCAGCCUCCAUAGAAGGCUACAUCAACCAACUGCAAUGGCUUAUGAGGCGCAUGCGCACAAAGUGAAGUAGGAAGCUGGAGAGGAUUAGCAGCUGAGCAGCUGCUCGACAAGCCAAGUUUAACAUACAGAUCCCGGAAACAAACGCGCUCAUCUGAAAUGGAAUAUUAACGACUAAACGGAGAAUCUGGUUUAGUCUGAGGCAGGUCCGCACCGACAACAGUGUCACCAUGAUGUCGGAGUUCGAACCCACGGAGGCGGAGAGCGGCUUGCCCGUGCCGUACACCGUGGCGACGACAGCGGUGCCCGAGCCGGCGCCGAGCGGCCGUUCUCCGGACGCUUCCGCCACGCUCUUCGACAGCAGCCGGGUGGGGCUCGGGCUUGGGCUCGCGGCCAGCCCCGGGGGCGCAGUGCGCAUGUCGGACUCCCGCGAAAGCGUUCUGACCGAGCUGGAAAUGGAGGGCUCCGGGGAAGAGGCGCUGCUCCUGCCCUGCUUAGCUGGAAGCUCGUCCCCGAAAGACAAGCGGAACCGGCGGAACAGACACAGCUCGUCCUCCGAUAAAGACGCCGUAGCCUCCCCAGGGACACACACCGGCGACUUCAACCAUUUCCCUGAAGACCCGUUGUUUGCAGACGUCAUCCAAAGGGCGGAACAAGCCAUCGAGAGCGGCGUCUGUCCUGAAAGAAUCUCCCAGGGUUCCAGUGGGAGCUAUUUUGUCAAAGACUCUAAAGGGAAAAUCAUUGGUGUGUUCAAACCAAAGUCAGAAGAACCAUAUGGUCACCUGAACCCAAAAUGGACCAAAUACUUUCAUAAGCUCUGCUGUCCAUGCUGUUUUGGCCGAGGCUGUUUGUUGCCUAACCAGGGUUACCUGUCGGAGGCCGCUGCGUCUCUGGUUGACACCAAACUGGGCCUUGGAGUUGUGCCGAAAACCAAGGUGGUGUAUUUGGCGAGUGAGACAUUCCACUACAGUGCUAUCGACAGAGCAAAGUCCAGAGGGAAGAAGUACGCCUUGGAGAAAGUUCCCAAGGUGGGACGCCGCUUCCACAGAGUGGGCCUGCCUCCAAAGGUGGGCUCCUUCCAGCUGUUCGUGGAGGGUUACCGCGAGGCCGACAACUGGCUACGGCGCUUUGAGGCCGAACCUCUGCCAGAGAACACCAGGAAGCAGCUGCAGUCCCAGUUCGAGCGGCUGGUGGUGCUGGACUACAUCAUCAGGAACACAGAUCGAGGGAAUGACAACUGGUUAAUCAAGUAUGAAAAUCCAGGAGAAGGCAGAGAGCAGCAGAAAGAGGCAGAGUGGCCAGAGAACAGCCCUGACUGCUCCAUCAAGAUCGCAGCCAUCGACAACGGCCUGGCCUUCCCCUUCAAACACCCCGACGAGUGGAGAGCUUACCCGUUCCACUGGGCGUGGCUUCCUCAGGCCAAGGUGGCCUUUUCCCAGGAAACUCGGGAGCUGGUGCUGUCUCGCCUCUCUGAUAUGAACUUCGUUCAGGACCUUUGUGAGGAUCUCUAUGAGCUCUUCAAGGCUGACAAGGGCUUCGACAAAACCAUGUUUGAGAGGCAGAUGUCUGUGAUGAGAGGACAGGUGUUGAACUUGACCCAGGCACUGAAAGAUGGGAAGAGCCCCAUCCAGUUGGUGCAGAUGCCUCGAGUGGUGGUGGAGCGUAGCCGCUCCGGCGGCCAGGGUCGAGUCGUCACUCUUGGCAACGCUUUCACGCAGACCUUCCACUGCAAGCGGCCGUUCUUUUCCUCCUGGUAGUCUGAGGAGGACCAGAGGAGAAGAACCUCCAAGCUUUUUUCUGUUGUCAGGCUUGAAGCAUCACUUAAGGAAAAAAUGGGAGAAACGUCAUCAUUUCUGUGGAUAUACUUUAUAUCUGUCCCUACGAGGCAGUAAGUUGCAGAAAAUGUGAAUCACUUGUGAGAGAAACCAGAGUUUGGGAAGAUUUCUCUCUUUGGUGCACAUCAGCUUGCCUUGGAGCUGUUUUGGCAACUUGUUGAAACGGUUGCCUUUUCCACAGAGUUGUUUUUUUUUCAUUCCUAUUUUAAAAAAAUGCUGAUUUUCAUCUUAAAUGGAAAGCAAGUGUCAAGUUUGUUGCAGUCGGCUGGUGGUUUAAAGGCCAAAGAAGCAGCUCUGAUACGACUCCUCACAUCCUUUCUGGAAGGGAACUGUCCCAUCUCGUUGGGGAAGACCUCCCCGCCCCGCACAUUUGCUUUGCCUUUUCUAGUCUCAUUUUAACACAUUGAUGUGCUCCAGAUUGAACCUAAAGAAGUCUUCAGAGCUACGUCUGCUAGCAAACGAACCCCACCAUGUUUAAACUGCCAAAUGUUUUAGUGGAAGUGACAUCGGUAAUCCUCAGAGACGGUUGAAGCUUGAGCUUUGAGGAUUGGAGAAGAAGUCGCUGCUUGAAUGUUUACAGAUUAUACACAGAUCCUUGCAUCAAAAAAUUUCAGUACUAAAGAGUUCUGUCAGAAACAGACUUUGAUGAUGAAUGUAUGUGAUGUUUGACACCUAUUAAUCUGCUGAGGAGCAGCGCUGUCCUCCAGUGCAGCGGCGAAGGGAGAACUUUGUCUUUUUCUAAACAAGGACGUUGUUCGGGUAAUUGAAAUACAGAUUUUUUUUUUUAAUGUAAACAUCACAAACUUUUUUUCAAACUCAAUGAUUGUAUCACAAAAGUUGCAUAUUUAACUGAUGAAAAAUGUAAAUAAAAUUUGAGAAAAUAGG